This is a messenger RNA of Naegleria lovaniensis, 687 nucleotides long. RefSeq lists its product as uncharacterized. Gene Ontology annotation, molecular function: lipid binding. The coding region runs from base 1 to 687 and encodes 228 amino acids. The transcript has 2 exons. NCBI's taxonomy places the organism in Eukaryota, Heterolobosea, Eutetramitea, Acrasida, Naegleriidae. The record is from RefSeq and is a predicted model, not a curated record.
AUGCAAGUGGCGUCUUGCACAUUCCAAAGGCAUGCAAAUGACUCACCACAAACACUUAGGGAUGGAACGUUUCACUUUUAUCACACCAAGAAUGAUAUCAAUGUGUUUAAAACAUCCACACAAGUUUCGGGAGAACCAAGUAUUGUACGGGGAGAAGGAGUUUGUGAAAAUUUGAAAGCUCACGAUUUCAUGAAAGUCUAUUUGGGUGUGAAUACAGAAAUGGAUCCAACAGUGAAACGGAAUGAUAUUGUACAUGAAUGGUCCGACGACGAAGGACAUUGGAAGUUGAAUUAUUUUGUCAUGGGAAUUGGACCAAUGGUUGCUGAUCGGGAUUUCAUUCGAGUGUAUCGUAUCAUUGAAAAUCCUGAACAGAAUGAACUCGUGUACACUUCAACUUCGGUCGAUCAAGACUCUUGUCCUGAAACGAACAUUCAUUCAUUCCUGCCAAGCAAUUUUAAAUUUCAUUCGGGAGCUGUCAGAGGAAAUGACAUGUUCACCACACUCCGUCUUUCACAAUGUGCAAAUGGUGAUUUAAGAAUGUCCUAUGCACAUCAAUCCAAUCCCAAUGGAUGGGUUCCCUUAAGCAUUGUGAAUGCAGCCAUUUUGACUGUGCCUCAAGCUCUUUGUAAAACUGCAAAAGCCCUAAGAGCAACACUGAAACAUCUUCGAGUGGAUGAUGAGCUCUAG